Molecule: messenger RNA, 1594 nt
Organism: Austrofundulus limnaeus
Lineage: Eukaryota; Metazoa; Chordata; Actinopteri; Cyprinodontiformes; Rivulidae
Gene: sox32
Product: SRY-box transcription factor 32
Biological process (GO): cell differentiation; positive regulation of transcription by RNA polymerase II
Cellular component (GO): nucleus
Molecular function (GO): RNA polymerase II cis-regulatory region sequence-specific DNA binding; DNA-binding transcription activator activity, RNA polymerase II-specific
Source: RefSeq, a predicted model, not a curated record
UGCUAACAGCCAAGAGACGCAAACAGCUACAGAUGCAGACACGGGUYAAACAUGGUCGUCCGCCUGUUUUAUCGGCUGCGACAAAAGUUUAUAUCCAUGAGUUGAUUAAAACGUUUUAAAGUUAAGGGGUAGUAAUUUCUCGACCUGUGGGAACACCUGGUUUUCACACCUUUGACUCCACUCCUCCCAUCUCCCGGAGCGGUCAUAUAUCACUCUGCAGUGACGUGAUGACAGCGGCCCGCGGAUCAUCCCCGCAGGUAACCAUGCGCAUCAGCCAGGACCCCGCGCGCCUCCAGCUUCCAGAAGGCGAGGAUUUGUGCUCCGCGGACGGCGAGCCGAUGAACGACGCGCGCUCCCCGAGCUCCGGGCCCUCCAGUCCGCUGUCCGUCAACUCGGACUCGAGCUGCGCCAGCCCCGAGGCCAAGUGUGGCCCGGCACCGCAGCGGGUCAGGAGGCCCCUGAACGCCUUCAUCAUCUGGACCAAAGAGGAGCGCAGGCGGCUGGCGCAGCUCAACCCGGAGUUGGAGAACACGGAUUUGAGCAAAAUACUCGGUAAAACAUGGAAGGCCAUGUCCUUGGCUGAGAAGCGUCCCUACAUGCAGGAGGCUGAACGACUGAGGGUCCAGCACACCAURGAUUACCCAAACUACAAGUACAGGCCUCGCAGGAGGAAGCAGAUGAGGAAGAGCUCAAAGCCUCAGGCUGCAGAAACUCCUCCGCUCUGCAGCUCAGGCUUCGGUGUUCCCUGCAACCUCACCUGUCUGCUCCAGAACCAGCAGCAGCCUCACCACAACUCCCUGCCUUUCCCACUUCACAGCAGCUACAGAAACCACUCAGGUUUUCCACCCUCAGCUGCAGCACGCACGGCCCCGAGCAACCCCGGCCUGUACUCAACGCCCUCUGGGCACCAAGCCGGACCUCAGGUGUACUUUGGCUCCCAGUUCGGACACACACAGCAGGGGUUUCCCACUUCUGCAGGGCCGGUCACAGAGGGAGGCGAGUCCAGGGUCUGCGGGCUCCCGCCAUGCCCAUCAGGGCCCUCGCUGGAGUUCUACUUGGAGCAGGUUCAGCUGGACAUGCUGUAUGAUCUGGACCGCAGCGAGUUUGAACAGUACCUCGGUCCGAACUAUUACAAACCUGGGCCAGCAGAGCUCAGCAGCUUCCAUCAGCAGAGCAGCCACAGAGGAGGACACUCAGUAUCAUAAAGCUGCUCACUUUGAUGUAUUUAUUUCAAUCCUGUCAGUGGAUUUCAGCUGAAUGAACGCUACCAUCCAGUAUUGUUAUAAAAUAUUAUAUAACCUCAUUCCAAGGAGUCAGAUUGUGGAAUGUUCUGGAAAAUGAUGUGAAAAGUGUCAAAUCAAAGUACAGGUUCAAGAGAAUGAAAAAGGUUGGAUUGUUGAAAAAAUAUGAAACUGUAUAAGGUCUAAACAUUUAAUUUGUUGUUCUUGAAUAAUUUGAUGUUCGUGUUUUGGUUUGGUAACUAAAGAUUAUUGUUGUUUGAAUUUAUACUUGAGGAAAAAUGGGGCAGAUAUUAUAAGAUUUUGUUCUUCUCUCUGCUUCCUUUCAUUUCGUUGUGUUUGUAUUUUUUAUUUUU